CUUGACCGUCGCUGUAGCCUCAUCAUCAUGUCCGGCAUGUUCAAAGGCAUACUUCCCCACAAAAGAGUCGUCUCGACAGACGAGUUCACCAUGGUCACGCCGCCGCUGGGCGACGUGAACGGCAAGGAAAACCACCCGGCGCAACACCGCAAGGCAAACACGAAGGGCAAGAAGCAGGACAUGCUCAAGGGGAAGGGGCAGCCAUCUGCCCCGGCUCCUGCGAACCCUGCCGACGAGGCAGUAGGCGAAGACUUUGACAAGCUCAUGGAUGACCUCCAGAUCCCGCCCACCCUCCGCCCCAAGCUCGCGGGCAUGGAUGCCACCGUCAAGGCCGCCAUGGUUAAGUCUUCGCACACUCUCGCGAUCCGCCCGCGCCCCGAGCCCCCGCACACGCCGCCACGAGGCGCGAGCCUCCGCCGCGCGCAUAGCAUCGAGUCCAUCAGCUCGCCCGCGCGGCCGGGCAGCAGCGAUCUGCAGGACAUCUUCACCCCGCCGAGCGCGCCGUACAUGCACAUGAACGCGAGCCCGAACCGAAACACGCACUCGCGCGGGAAGUCGUUCGACACGUCGCGCAUCUUUUCGAAGAGCCAGAUCAACCUGGCGAGCGCGAGCGCGUCGACGGUGGACCUGACGACGGCGGGGAAGGUGAACAAGGACAAGGCGGCGGGCGUGGCAAAGACUCAGAGCCCGAACCGGUUCUUGAGCAUACUUCUCGGCUCCUCGAGCACGGAGUUGGACAUCGAGAGCGUGAAGAAGCUGCGGUUGAUGUUGAGGAAUGAGUCUGCUGGGUGGACGCAAGAGUUCCUCAAGAUCGGUGGCUACAACGCGCUCAUGCUCCGCCUAAACGAGAUCCUUGAGGUCGAGUGGCGCGAAGAGCAACACGACGACCAAAUCCUAUACGAACUCCUCCGCUGCUUCAAAGCCCUCUCCACCUCCGCCAUCGGCUGCUUCGCCCUCCGCAGCUCCUGCCCCAACCCCUACGUCAAGCUCGUCGCGCUCAUCUACAGCGACAAGCGGCCCGGCGACGUCCCCUCUCGGCAGCUCAUCAUCGAGCUCCUCCUCCUCCUCUUCGACCUCUACCCGCCCUCCUCGCUCCCCUCCACCGGCCGCUCGCGCCCGCCGCGGCGCGAGGCCUGGGAGACCGCGUCGACGACCUCCCCGCAGCCGAGCGCGCUCAUCAUCCUCCCCGCGCCGCACAAGAGCGUGUUCUCGCUCGUGCGCGGGAUGCUGCUGACGCCCGCGCCGCCGCCCGCGGAGUGCCCCGCGACGCCGGUCUCGCCGCACGAGUUCAUCGAGAGCAUCCACAAGCCGAGGAUAUACAAGACGUACCUGCAGGAGCUGAGCGAUGUGUGCAGGGACUACUUUUGGGUGUUCUGCCACGGGGGGAAUGUGAUUUGGGUGCUGGCGGAGACGGAUGAGAGCAAGGUAGAGAAGCCGAGGGCGCCGGGGGGCAUGACGGGGGGUGUGGAGUUUGAGGCGAUUGGGUACUUUACAACACAUCUGCGCUUCCUGAACACGCUCGCCAAGUGCGCGGCGGACCUGAACGCACCAAAGGAGGACGAGCUAUCCGCAUGGAGAUUCCACCAGGACCUCUUCGACUCCGGCUUGGAGCGCAUCCUUUUGAUCGCCCGCAAGGCCUCCACGACAUACUACCCGUCCCUCCACCUCGAGAUCGCGCGCUACGUCGCCCACGCCAUGCGCGCCGGCUACGAGCUGCCAUGGACGGUCUCGCGGCUCGUCGGCCUGCCGCCCGCGGCACUAUGCAAGAACCAGUACGUCGCUCAACAACAGUCGUCUCCAUCCAAGCGGGGCAUGCCCAUCCUGCCAACGCCGAAGAAAACCGAGCCCAUUCGCAUGACUUGAGUGCUGAUUACUGAAUGUUUGCUAGGAGGUAUCAGGGCCGCUGAGCUGACUGUGGGCCUUGAGCUGGCUGUCGACCUUGAGCUGACGGCGGACGUUUCGCCGUUAUGUGCAUGGGCCAUGGACCUGGUGCUCAUUAUCAUCAUAUUCAUGUCCUCUAUGCCGCUCGCAUGCCCUCAGAACAUGCUCACCCCUCUUCCACCAUCACUGCUGUAAGUACAUAACUACAUAUAGACUUACGACUCGGACGCUGCCAUGAUCCUUUUCUUGCUCGUACCCCCUCUGUACCCUGACUAUCUACCUGACCACUUGAAUCUCCCCUGCGCUGUACGAGUACCCUUGCUUUCGUGAAUAGAAAUUCGUGCUGGCAUGGUGUUUC
Molecule: messenger RNA, 2239 nt
Organism: Schizophyllum commune H4-8
Lineage: Eukaryota; Fungi; Basidiomycota; Agaricomycetes; Agaricales; Schizophyllaceae
Exons: 5
Coding region: 28-1863 (611 amino acids)
Biological process (GO): actin cytoskeleton organization
Molecular function (GO): actin binding; small GTPase binding
Source: RefSeq, a predicted model, not a curated record